AUGCGCGCCAACGCCCUCGUACCGGGACGUUUUCUGACCCUCUCCGCUCACGUGGUGCUACUAGUGACCCUCAUCUGGGUCUAUGACGAGAACGUUCGGGCCUGUCUGCCACGGGACUUCAGCCAAGCGCAGUACGCUGCCAAGAGCACAGAGAUGAUCGUCGGACUCUCGCUAGGACUGAUCUUGGCCGUGUUCGAAAUGGUCGGCUUCCUGACUGGAGUCUCCAUGUUCUUCCCGUCUCAGGCCCUCAUUUCGACGGUGGCCCACUGCGCGGCGACCGUGGCACUCGCAUAUUUCGUGGUCGACCUCUGGAACUGUUUCGCGUACUGGUGGAUAUUCGCACUCUGUAGCGUGUUGCCGGCGUUCACGGAGCUCUGUGUUAUCAUCGGAGUCGUGUGCCUCAAGAAGGUUCCCUAG
Molecule: messenger RNA, 417 nt
Organism: Rhipicephalus microplus (southern cattle tick)
Lineage: Eukaryota; Metazoa; Arthropoda; Arachnida; Ixodida; Ixodidae
Product: transmembrane protein 107
Biological process (GO): non-motile cilium assembly; protein localization to ciliary transition zone
Cellular component (GO): MKS complex
Source: RefSeq, a predicted model, not a curated record